Molecule: messenger RNA, 2379 nt
Organism: Camellia sinensis
Lineage: Eukaryota; Viridiplantae; Streptophyta; Magnoliopsida; Ericales; Theaceae
Product: D-3-phosphoglycerate dehydrogenase 1, chloroplastic
Biological process (GO): L-serine biosynthetic process
Cellular component (GO): chloroplast stroma
Molecular function (GO): phosphoglycerate dehydrogenase activity; NAD binding
Source: RefSeq, a predicted model, not a curated record
GAGAGAGAAACAAACAUGGCUUCAGCUUCUUCUCCAAACCCCAUUCUGUCUCCUCCUUCUUCUUCUUCCCUCUCCUCUUCUUCUUCAAACAAAUCCUCUUCUCUCUCCUUCCUCAAUUCCUCUUCAUCAUCAUCCUUCUCCUCCAUUCCCUUCCCAAAACUCUCUCAUUCUCAUUCCAAUUCCAAUUCUCGAUUCCGAUCUCAAUCGCUGCUUGUUUCCAAUGUGUUGAAAACAGUUGAUUCGCCUAACAACUCGGUCUCCAAGGCCCGAGAUCUAGACCGACUCGCCUCCAGCUCCAAACCUACAAUCCUCGUCUCCGAGAAACUCGGAGAGGCCGGUCUCGAGCUCCUUCGAAGCUUCGGCAACGUUGAGUGUCUCUAUGAUCUCUCUCCCGAAGAUUUGUGCUCAAAGAUCUCGCAGUUCGAUGCGUUGAUCGUGAGGAGUGGGACGAAAGUGACGAGGCAGGUUUUUGAGGCUGCGAAUGGCCGAUUGAAGGUGGUGGGAAGGGCUGGUGUUGGGAUCGACAAUGUCGAUCUCCAGGCUGCUACUGAGCUUGGAUGCCUUGUUGUCAAUGCGCCGACUGCGAAUACUAUCGCUGCUGCUGAGCACGCCAUUGCUCUGCUUGCUUCCAUGGCUCGUAAUGUCGCUCAGGCUGAUGCGUCUAUGAAAUCUGGAAAAUGGCAACGCGGCAAAUAUGUUGGAGUCUCCCUUGUUGGGAAGACAUUAGCAGUUAUGGGAUUCGGAAAAGUUGGAUCUGAAGUUGCAAGACGUGCAAAAGGCCUUGGUAUGCAUGUAAUUUCGCAUGAUCCAUAUGCCCCAGCUGAUAGAGCCCGUGCCAUUGGUGUGGACUUGGUCUCUUUUGAUGAGGCCAUCACCACCGCGGAUUUCAUUUCACUUCAUAUGCCGCUCACUCCUACUACGUCGAAGGUAUUCAAUGAUGACUCUUUUGCAAAGAUGAAGAAAGGAGUCCGCAUUAUUAAUGUUGCCAGGGGUGGUGUUAUUGAUGAAGAUGCAUUAGUGAGGGCCCUUGAAACAGGAGUGGUUGCACAGACAGCACUCGAUGUGUUCACAAAGGAGCCCCCAGCCCCGGAUAGCAAAUUAUUGCAGCUUGAGAAUGUCACCCUUACACCUCAUCUUGGAGCUAGCACAAAAGAAGCACAGGAAGGUGUGGCUGUUGAAAUAGCUGAGGCUGUAGUUGGAGCAUUGAGAGGAGAACUAUCUGCAACUGCUGUGAAUGCUCCCAUGGUCCCUGCUGAGGUUCUUUCUGAGUUGGCUCCUUAUGUUCUGCUAGCAGAGAAGCUUGGUAGGCUUGCUGUACAGUUGGUGACUGGAGGGAAAGGAGUUAAAUCCGUGAAGGUGGUUUAUGGAUCAGCUCGAGAUCCUGAUGACUUGGACACCAGGCUUCUUCGUGCCAUGAUCACAAAAGGCAUCAUUGAGCCUAUAUCAAACUCGUUUAUCAACCUGGUGAAUGCAGAUUUCACUGCCAAGCAGAAAGGCCUCCGCAUUAGCGAGGAGCGAGUCCUUGUUGAUUCAGGCCCCGAGUACCCUAUUGACUCGAUCCAAGUCCAAAUAAGCGAUGUGGGUUCAAAAUUCGCAAGUGCUUUGUUGGAGAACGGAAAUAUUUGCAUUGAGGGGAGAGUGAAAUAUGGAAUACCUCAUCUGACUCGUGUGGGAUCCUUCAGUGUCGAUGUGAGCCUGGAAGGAAACCUCAUACUGUGUCGUCAGGUGGACCAACCUGGCAUGAUCGGACGAGUUGGAAACAUUCUUGGUGAACAUAAUUACAAUGUGAGCUUUAUGAGUGUAGGAAGGACUUCAAAGAGGACAAAGGCCAUCAUGGCAAUCGGUGUAGAUGAAGAGCCGGACAAGGAUACCCUCAAGAUAAUUGGGGAAGUGCCUGCAAUUGAAGAGUUUGUGUUCCUCAAACUAUAGAGAGCGUUGAUGAAGACUCUCUCGAGUUGGUGGGAAUGGUGGUGGAGAUAGUAGUUUUUAUGUACUCUUCAAAAAAGCCGAGCCAAGAAUAAAAUUGGCUGCCACGCAAAUAAGGUGGUCUGUUCUGCCUGCCCGUGGUUUGCUAGAAUCCGAGUUUUUAUCGUGUCAUUGUUGCUGCUGGUGGUUAAAAAAGUGGCCGUGCUAACAGUGUGUGUGGCUUGUAGAAUUUUUAGGUGUUUUUUAGGUGAGUUCAAUUAUUAGAUGAAUCACCAUCUUUUUGGAGUGGAAAAGAUGGUUUUUCAAGAUGUUAUGUUAAUGUUUUGAUUGAAGUGCUGAGAUGAAAUAUUAUUUUGGCGCAUGUUGUUCCGGUAACUAAUGAUGUUUCAGUUUAAUGUAAAAGCUUGUUUUUAAGCCAUAAGAGUUAUGCUGUAUGUAGAGUUUGAGAAGGAA